UCCAGGCUGACUUGAGGGAAACUUCCAGCAAACCGGUGCAACUAAUUCAAACCUCCACGCAAAGCCUCCAGACUACCAGCAGGCCCAGAAGAGUCCUACAGAGAGCGUUGGGAGAUCAGGGAACCCAGCUGCUUCGAGAUCGACUGAAGAGCCUCAGUCUUCACUGGUAAAAGAGAAAUCUGUGAAAAGAUGCAGGAGAAAGGUUUCCUCACCCAAAGGAAAGCAGCGGUGGCACUGUGCAUCGUGCUGCUAAUGCUGGCUCAGCAGGUGUGUGCAGGUCCGAUGGUGCCUCAGGUCCGGUCCAGCUCCGACCAGAAGGCAGAAUCAAAGGUCACGGUGCUGAGAAGGAUAGCUCGGAUGACCCCGCUGUGGAGGAUCAUGAACAGUAAACCGUUUGGAGCUUACUGCCAGAACAACUACGAAUGCUCCACGGGACUCUGCAGGGCGGGACGCUGCUCCACCAGCCACCGCUCCACCUCAGGGCCCGUGAACUACUAGACGUCCGAGUGGGAAACAACCAGCGUGUUUACAUGUAUAUUACACAUGGCCAUAGACCUUAUGAAAAGGAUCUCAUCAACUGGGAUUUUCUAAUCGUUUUUAAAACAAAAUAUUUAUGUGUGCCAAUACGUUGCUGAUAAUAUCGAAUAUAUGUUUAUAUGCUCCACUCGAUGUAUUUCAAAAAGGUAAAAAAUGUGAACAAUUACUCACAUUAAGAUGAGAGGAGGGUUGAGGCAACGCGCAAAAAUGUAAGACGGGAGUCAUUUUAAACUCGAUGUUUUCCAUCAUGUGGUCAUCUGCAAACAAAUACUUGUUUGUACCAAAAUCCCUUCGCCUUGAACUCUCUGUGAGUCAAAAUACAAACAAAAAAGUACUUUUUUCUCAGUUAUCUCCACAUAUGAUGUAAAGUCUGAUGUUUAACUAGCUUGAUAACAAGGUUUUACUGGCAUCACUGAUAUCAUGACGCCUUAGAAGUAACGUCUUAAAAACAACUAUGUGGAACAGAUAAUGAUGGAUGUCAAGGGGAAGACAACCUCGACAUUUUGACCACGUUUUGAUAAGUUAUGACUUGACUGUGUGCGUAGAAGGUCUAAUCACUACCACUGAUAAUGUGUCUCAUCUUACAUAUAAACGUCGCCUUCUUUCCCCGAAGAGAAAUCAUUUGAGUUAGUUUGCAAUCGUAACCGUUUAAAUUACUUCUGGCAUUCUUUAUAGCGACACUUUUAUGUUAAACCCAAGAUCUUGUCAAAGUUAGUCAAUGGCAACAUUAUUCAUAACAUAUGUUAUGAAUGUGUACUGAUUUGGUGUAAUGCAGUGAUUCUCAUAAUUUAUUUAUUUUAUCCUCUGUUUAAAACUGUACCCAUUUAUUUUCUUUUUGUUUUGUGAUAUUUUAAUGGUUUUGUUUUAGAAUAAUCAAUCACUCCCGACUUGAUUUAUUUCAGCUUUCUCCAGCAGGAACUUUAAGAAAUGUUAAAUCUGUAACCAAGAACCAAUUUAACAAAUAGUUGCACAGCCUUUUUCUUCUUUUUUUUUUGCACAUCCAUCUCCUCACAUCGAUAAGCGAUUGUGGAUUUCGCCUGCACGGUUUACUUCACGCACAGAGCAGGUGGUUGCUGAUAUUUUGUACACUCAGCGUUGAGAAAUGUUUGAGUAGGAUUGCACUUUUGAAACCCGAAUUAUCUUUGUACUGUGCACUGUAAGUACUGUAUUACUUACAUGUAGAAGGCUGGGGGAAGAGUGGAAUAAAAGCAUUGGGGGGAAAAAACGCAUUUGUUCCUAA
Molecule: messenger RNA, 1777 nt
Organism: Anarrhichthys ocellatus (wolf-eel)
Lineage: Eukaryota; Metazoa; Chordata; Actinopteri; Perciformes; Anarhichadidae
Gene: leap2
Product: liver-expressed antimicrobial peptide 2
Exons: 3
Coding region: 190-498 (102 amino acids)
Biological process (GO): defense response to bacterium; antimicrobial humoral immune response mediated by antimicrobial peptide
Source: RefSeq, a predicted model, not a curated record